Molecule: messenger RNA, 2991 nt
Organism: Pogoniulus pusillus (Red-fronted tinkerbird)
Lineage: Eukaryota; Metazoa; Chordata; Aves; Piciformes; Lybiidae
Product: collagen alpha-2(VIII) chain-like
Exons: 22
Coding region: 111-2729 (872 amino acids)
Biological process (GO): extracellular matrix organization
Cellular component (GO): collagen type IV trimer
Molecular function (GO): extracellular matrix structural constituent conferring tensile strength
Source: RefSeq, a predicted model, not a curated record
GGCCGCGGUGAUAACAGCGGGAGCCGGACCAGAGCCACAGGAGCAGAGCGCGGGUGAGUGGGGUGAGACAAGCACCCCCAUCCUGGGCAGCCUGGCACCGAGGCAGUGGCAUGGGGUCCAGCAGCCCCCAGCACCUUCUCUGCACUCUCUGCCUCCUCUUGGUGCUGUCCGGGCUCCUGCCCGCCACCACUGCCCAGUGGUUUAACCUGGGCUUGGAAGAUGCCACACCAGAUCCGGGCACCAGCCCCACGGCCCCCACGGCCCCCAUGUCCCCCACGGCAAACGGACUGGACAGAGAUGAAGACGGAGAUGCUCAUGGCGAGGAGCCCAUGCGGAAGGUGCCACUGAGCAAACCUCCCCUGGCAGCAGCCCCCAGGCGCCGGGAGCCCCUCGGCAAGGGGGCAGGGAAGGGUCCGGGCCAUGCCCCACCGCGCACACGAGGCCAGCACCAACCCGCGGCCCCCCCGGAGAUCUUCGAGGGCAGUGCUGAGGAAGAGGAGUUCCUGCGGAUCAAGACAACAGCGAAGGAGCUGCCCCGAAGGGUGCCCCCACCCCCGGAGAUGGACCCUGCUCUCCAGGUGCACAACAGCUCCAGCUGCGUCUGCCCUGCACAGCCAGGCCCUCCUGGCCCCCCUGGCCCAAAGGGAGAGAAAGGUGACCGAGGGCUCCCGGGAGAGAGAGGCCAGCCUGGAUCCUCCGGGGACAGAGGCAAGGCUGGCAGCCCGGGGCAGCCAGGGCACCAGGGACCCCGGGGCCCUCCAGGGCCCCCAGGACCACCAGGGCCCCCAGGACUCCCAGGAACCUGGGGAGCCAGAAGCCCACCCACACUCUCUGCACUGCCCAAGGGGUCAGACAAUGAGCUCGGGAAGCAGCUGGGAGCAUCCAGCCCUGCAAGAACCCCAGGCCCCCCCGGAGCUCCUGGCCUGCCUGGACCCCCAGGAUACCCAGGCCACGAUGGCCCCCCGGGGGUCCCUGGGCGGGACGGGCAGCCAGGACCCCCUGGGCCACCCGGGGCUCUGGGACCACCUGGCUUCCCUGGGACCGAAGGACCUCAGGGACCUCCAGGCUCAGCUGGGCCAGACGGACCCCCAGGGCCACCAGGGCUCCCAGGGCCACAAGGUGCCCCCGGGCUGCCCGGGCAUGAAGGACCUCCUGGUGCCACAGGACCUGCAUCGCUCCCUGGCAAACCAGGGCUGAGAGGGGAGCCAGGGUAUCCCGGACUGAAGGGCGAGAAGGGUGAACGUGGACUGCCAGGCAUGCCAGGGAGCCCUGGCAGGACAGGAGAGACAGGGUCCCCAGGCAUGCCUGGUCCCAUGGGGCCACCAGGACCACCAGGGGACUACAGGUGUGACUCACACCACGCAGGGCACCGCGGAUCAGCUGGGCCACCGGGGCCCAAGGGAGAAAAGGGUGACCCUGGAGAGCAGCGGUGCUGCUAUGGGGACCAUGAGUGCAAGCCAGGCCACGGUGCCUUCCCCAGCACUGGCAGCCAGUCCAGCUCCUGGGUGCCCAUCAGUGGGUACCAAAUGGGCAGCAAAGAGGAUGCAGACAUCUACGGAGCCAUCAUCCCCCACGGUCCUCGAGGUCCCCCUGGGCAGCCUGGCCCCCCCGGCCCCCCCGGCCCCCCUGGAGCGCCAGGACUCCUCUACCUCAAUAGGGUUUACCCUGUCCGUGCCCAGCCACCCUGCAAGCAGCCGGCAGGCAGCAGCACAGGCUGGGCCACAGGCUCUCCAGACGCUGAUGCCCCUCGGACAGAGCUGCCAGCCCCCGAUGCUGAUCCCCGGGGGCAUCCUGGCUGUGGUCAGGGGCAAGCCCCCCAAGCUGCCCGGCCCCCUCGUGCCCCACUGCCAGGCCGCGAACCUCUUCACCCCCCCCAGCGCCAGACGUGGGUCUUCAGGUCCAAGAAGGAGAUGCUGAAGCUGGGCAGUGCCAUGCCCGAGGGCAGCCUGGUCUACGUGCAGGACGGGGGCAGCGCCUUCCUCCGGACCCCCACCGGCUGGAGCCGCCUACUGGUGGAGGACUCAGAGUCGCUCCUGGCUGGUGACGACCCCGCAGCCUCCACCCCACAGUACCAGGAGGCAAAGAGGGCACAGACGAGAGUUCCUGACAUGGCACAGCCUGGGCUGGCCCUGGCAGACUCACUGGUGCAGAAGGAAGGACAAAGGCUGCCCCAGCUCCUGCCAACCACCGUUGCCCCGCGGAUCCCAUCGCUCCGCCUGGCCGCCCUCAACGUGCCCCUCACCGGCGACACGAGCGGGAUCCGCGGUGCCGACCUGCAGUGCCACCGGCAGUCCCAGGAGGCUCAGCUCUAUGGCACUUUCCGGGCAUUCCUCUCGGCCCCCACCCAGGACCUGGCCUCCAUCGUCAAGAGGACAGACAGAGCCCUCCCCAUCGUCAACCUGAAGGGCCAGCUGCUGGCCAAGUCCUGGAGCUCCCUCUUCGAGGGCUCAGCCAGUGCCCCUCCGCGGGGCCCCAUCUACUCCUUCAACGGGCGCAACGUCCUGACAGAUCCCCUCUGGCCACAACGGCUGGCAUGGCACGGAUCCACCCCUCGGGGCAGCCAUGCCCGCAGGCGGGAUUGCCAGGGCUGGCGCAGCUCCGGCCCCGGGGAGGGCCUGGCCACCCCCCUGGGUGAGGGCAGGCUGCUGGCUGGGCACCGGCACAACUGCUCCGAGGCUCUGGCAGUGCUCUGCGUGGAGGUGGCAUUUCCCUACUGGCACAUGUGGUGACCCUGGCACCAGUGCCCCCCAGCAGCAUCCCCCAGUCCUGUGGAGAAGCAUGAAGGCAAGAACGGCAGCGUGGGAACUGUGAAAGAACAUCAAGAGGAUGCCAACCCUGCAGGCAGCUUGUGCUGUGCUUGUCCCUGACUGUGCCAUCGCUGCUGAUGCCCAUGCCAUGGGGCAGCAGGGCGAUGCCAGGCUGUGCACAGCUGCCUCCCUGUGCUUUCAUCCAAGUAAAUGUCACUGCCCAAGAAACAGAGACACAACAAAA